AUGCGCACCGAAGUACACAAGACCAAGGACAAUUCAGUCUGUGUGUCGCUUCACUUCGAUACAAAGGGUCUGACCUUGAGCCAGACGCCCUUCGGCGUCAUUGUCAAGCUCGAGGAUCUGAACAGCACUGGAGAGCCUGGCACUCCCGCCCUCCCACGAACUCAGUUGCGCCUUGCUCUCCCCGAACCUUUCUGGCCUGGCAGUCUAAAGAUUGUCGAGGAAAAAUGGGAGCUUGUCGCGGACGCGGGGACGCUGGUCGUUCCCGCGCAACAGUACCGGCCAGGCGGCGGCGGAGAGUUUCAAGGUUCCCGUCCUGCCGGAGACACGACGCUCCACUGCGCCGGUGACUGCACCUGCCGGUCCAUUCAUCGCCCUGACCGGUCCCCGGUUGACGAGAAGGAUAAACUGCCAGCUUCCCCUUUCGCGCCACCGAUCCCCGAAGCCUACGUGGAGGCAGCCAAGAAUCCACCACACAUUGUACAAGCUGUCCGCAUUGAGACCAUAGGGGCUAACCGCAUUGCCGUCGUUGAGGUGACGCCCAUCCGGUAUACACUUAAGGGCCAGUUGGAGCUGUGCACACAUGUCCAGCUUGCCAUCGACGCUGUCAAGACGGCAUGCAUGACAGACAAAGACCAAAACGAAGCGAUUGCCGAGUUCUCCAAGAUCUAUGGCAAAGAUGUCGACAAGAGUCGUGUUAUUCCCGAGCCAGAGCGUUUUAUCAGUGGUGCUGCCGAGGCGUCACGCCUUCGGGAUAUGGCGAUCUCACAGGUCAUCAACCCCAUCGUGAUCGGCAGCAUUCGUCGGGACUGGCCCAUCAUUGAGCUGCGAAGCGACUACCUCAUCAUCACGGAUGAUGUGACCUGGGACCCCGUGGCUAUCGCUCCUGGAGUUUCUCGACCGGGCCUUAUCAAGGAGUUUGAGCGUCUCGCUGAAGCCAAGCGCGCCCGUGGUAUUUCCACUAGGGUCGUCUCGAUCACAGAUAUCGUAGCGGGUCGCUGGGGUAACUUCCGCGCUGGAUCUCGUGAUCUCCAGGAGGUCAUCCGUCGGUUCCUCAAGGAUGUCCGCACCCGCUGGGGCGUCAACUGGCUUCUUCUCGGCGGUGACACGAGCAUUGUUCCUGUGCGUCGAGUGGCGGGUGCGCUCGAGGGUGGAAUUGAGCCUCCGCUGACGGUCAAUCCGCCUGCCAACAACAAGUCUUUCUGGACAGGCUCUCAUCUUCGCAUCCACGCCGUGAACCCCGGUACCUGGUGGGGUGCGAGCACGGACAACCUGCUUGUCAGACCCGACACGGGAGCUCUCAUCCGGUACGACGCGGCUGGUACUUCGAGCAGCACGUCGCCCGGUUGGUACUUUACAACAGCCGACGACUACGCCACGCGAAGCGCAACGCCGACCAAUUUUGUUCGUGUCGAGGGCCCAUCGUCGCUGGUGAACGCUGGGCUGCAGUUCAUCUAUGCCUGGAACACGCUGCCAACCGACUUCUACUAUGCCAGUCUUACCAGCUGGGUUGUACGAACAAGACCGGUUAGGUUCGGGCCAGUCACUUUCCAAAUGCCCUACGUGUACACGCCACCACAUGAUUGGGAUGCUAUUGGGAACGGCGUUUACGGCCAAUUCCGUCUUGACGGCUCUGAUAUUGAUGGAGUUAACCUGCAGACCGAGCUCAGUGUUGGCCGUGCUCCAGUUGAGACCGCAGCCGAGGCCAACACCUUUGUGAAUAAGACGCUGGCAUACGAGAGACUCGGCCGCCUGGGUUGGCGGGCGGCAAACCGCCAGUGGCCUCGUGAUCUGGUUCUCGCAGCCGCAGAUUGGGGAUCCCGCGCUGUUUUCUGGCCAACGGGCAAUGCCGUUCCCGCCAACGGACAGUAUAGUCACGAUGCUACACAGUCGCGGUCCCUGCUCAAGAGAGACGCAGCACCAGACUCUUUUGCCUGGGAUGUCAUCGCGCGUAUCACCGAGGACGAUCGGCGAGUUCUUCCUUACAAGACGGACGCGAAUCCUGUAGUUCGAGGCUGGUAUUUUGCUACGUCGGCCACAGAUUCGUCUCCAAGCAGAUUCCAAAUGAAUAUCUUCGGCACGCGCAUCAGUUGGCCUAUGCGAAGCCCUUGGGUCAUCAUCCAUGGCUCCCUUGCCGAGCGCACACCUCAGAUGUAUGAAUUCAAUCCCCGUGGCGCUGACGGCUCCAUGGCCGACCAGGAAAUCCUCCGCAAGCAGAUCCGCAGCGAACUGCCCGGUAUCGACCGCCAUCAGCGCUUCUACGAAGACGAGUUUGACUUGCCUUUUAUCGAUCGCAUCGCUGCUCCGGUAGAUUUUUUGACUGUCUCGAAUCUCCGCUCUGCUCUCGAUGCAGCCCCGCACAUCGUCUCGCUCUCUGGCCACGGCAAUAGCAACGGCUGCUGUUCACUGUCCGUGAACACGGCGAGCAACCUCACCAAUGGACCCCUUGGCUUCAUCGCCUAUGCCGACUCCUGCCUGACCAACCAGUUUGACGAGGAGGACUCCAUGAGCGAGGCUCUCAUUAAGAAUCCCAACGGCGGCGCGGUCGCCUACAUUGGCAAUACGCGCUUCUCCUGGAUCGGCGUGGGAGAUAAUUUCCAACGCGCCUUCUUCCAUCGCCUGACUGCCACACGUCAUCUUGGAUUGCUGAAUGACAGCCGUCUUGCCACCUUCGGUACGUCUGGCUUCAUAGCUGGCGCCGAUCGCUGGGCCAUAUACACGCUUAAUCUCCUUGGAGACCCCGAGUUGAGGGUGUAUCGGGCGGCCAUUCCAUCUCUCAGGCUACCGCUCAUCAAGGUCAAGCUGCGAGAGCCGUUCAUCCGGAUCCUUGGGGAGCGCAAGGUCCCGACUGGACCACCUGUGUUUGGCGAUCCUUCCCGGUCAAGGGGGCGCUGGUACAUGUGCGACAAGGGCCGAAGCUUGAGUUUACAGGGGUUACGGAUGCCGAUGGUGUCGUGUUCUUGCCUGAGGGGAGAUUUGAGAAGGGUGAACUGGAGGUCACGGCUUCGCACGAUGAGUAUGCUGUCGUGGCUGACAUUGUGCAAGCCGAGGGUUGACGCUAGGUGGUUCGAGAUAUAG
Molecule: messenger RNA, 3075 nt
Organism: Verticillium alfalfae VaMs.102
Lineage: Eukaryota; Fungi; Ascomycota; Sordariomycetes; Glomerellales; Plectosphaerellaceae
Exons: 1
Coding region: 1-3075 (1024 amino acids)
Biological process (GO): proteolysis
Molecular function (GO): cysteine-type peptidase activity
Source: RefSeq, a predicted model, not a curated record